Messenger RNA from Brassica rapa (field mustard), 1556 nucleotides. RefSeq names its product EID1-like F-box protein 1. The record is from RefSeq and is a predicted model, not a curated record. Gene Ontology annotation, molecular function: protein binding. Lineage: Eukaryota; Viridiplantae; Streptophyta; Magnoliopsida; Brassicales; Brassicaceae.
AAACUAAGGGACUGGAAAAGAAACAACUAAAAACCUCGGCCCCACGGCACGCCGUACUUUAAAAGCCAUUGACCAUCCCAGAUUCUUUAUCCGACGUGUCAUUUGUCAACUGGCUGUUGUCGUUUACUAAUGUCACAGCCUGUCGCACUACCAUUCCAGUCUUCGCUACAUGGAGUAAACAAAAGUUAAAAAAAAAGGUUUGAGAUUUCUUUCCUCUCUUAUCGACUUCUCUUUUAUCAGCGAAUCGUUCGUUUGUUGUCUCCUCCUUCCCUUGUUCUGCUUAUCUGAGUUUUUGUUUCGGAGUCUUCGAGGUUUCCCUCAUUCGUUGCUUGCUUCCCACCGAAAACUCUCUUCUUCUGGAAUCUGAGUUCUAGUUUGCGGUUUCUGGGAUUGAGCAGAAGCAAAGUUGAUGUUUUGCUGAAGUACCCACAAGUUUUAUUGUGGUAAAGUUCUUUGUAACUUCUUUGUGUGAUUGAAACGCAGAGAGAAAUGAUUCUACCAAAGCAGUACCGUUGCACACACUCCCCUACCUGCCAAUGCACAAGAGGCCAUCUAAGCGAAGACGUCUUGUUACUAGUCUUCCAGCAUUUAAACUGGAACCCGAAACUAGUCGCAACACUCUCCUGCGUAUGCAAAUGGUUCGACGAUUUCGCCAAACGAGUCCUCUGGAAAGAGUUCUGCAAGACUCGCGCCCCCAGAAUGAUGCUCGAUCUGCAAUCCAGCGGCAGCCACUGCAUCGACGGCAACUGGAGAGCCCUAGGGAAGCUUCUCAUCUACUGCUCAGGAUGCACACAAGGCGGCCUCUUCAACAGCACGGUUCAAAUCCCUGGCCACUUUGUUUACAGAACAAGAUUCUCGAGAACUUUAGGGAGAAGCCUCCUGCCGCCUCAGUGUAGAACCGACGUGCUCUACGUUAGUGAUCCGUGUGAGCAUCUUGAUCAAGGAGAGGAAGGAGACGUGGGUUUGUUCCGAGGGAUAUUCAAGUCGUUUCCUACGUCUAGAGUCAGGAAAGUUAUUAUUAACAAGGCGGUUCCGUUUCAUCCGUCUGAGGUUUGUCCGUAUUGUAAAGCUAAACUGUGGAGCAUGCUCCAAGCUAAGAUCAUACCGCAGAGUGCUUGCAUUCGUUUGGAGGCUUAUGAAGACUGCAUUGAGUAUUUCGUUUGCCUUAAUGGUCAUUUGCUUGGUAUCUGCACUUUGGCGCCUUUGUCUGAUUCAGAGGAGGCGGUUCCUAGUGAAGAUAGCAAUCACACAGAGAAGAAACAAGACAAUGGCUUGGUUAAAGAAAAUGGAUUGAAAAGGAGACAUUCUUUGUUGGGUGGAAGUGAGAAUGGACCUUCGCCUCAAAAACGACUGACCAGUUCGAAUCAGUGUGACAUUGAUGUGUGAAAACGUUCUGUAAAUUUGUUGUCAUUUUGUGUAAUUCUUCUACUAACUCUAUUGCAUCUUCAGAGAUUUCAUUCAUUUUACAGUUAAGUUAUGAUCAACAGUUUACAUAAUCUCUGGUUAUGAUUUGUAUACACUCGCAUUGAGAUAAAUGUUAUUAUUGUGUUCUGUCA